AUGGUCUUUGCAUAUGCUUGUGUCAACCUGACGAAUGGAAACCUUGCGUGGCUCUUUAAGGAAAGUAUCCGUCUGGGAAACCUGGAAAAGCAUCUGCUCAAUGCUAAGGAUGUUUCUUAUCUCCUACCGACCAGGCUUAUUGAUCUUGGAGAUUGCUCCUAUGUCAGGAUGGCGAGAGAUAAAACCACCAACUUUGCCCUCGUGCGAAGCUUCCACUCUGUCACAAAGAACUACCUGCUGAUGCACGUGGGUCAAAAUGCCAGACCCUGUGAACUACUCUUUUCAAUGCUUGACUCUGAUGAAACGAAUAUGACCACCCUCCAAGCCAUGCUAAAGGAACUUCACGUUGCUUUUGCCCUAGUGGGUCGCGACUCCUGGACCAAGUUUCAUGCCAUGCUCAUCCAAAUUGAAGGAAGUCGUACCAGGCCCUCUGCGGCCUGGAAGAUCCUCACUGAGAACACUGUAGUCUAUGAAUCCUGGACCUCAGUGGGUGCCAAGUACAUGGGCUUGACUUCCCAUCUCUGCAAGGAACUGGAUGCCCUUGCCCAGCUCAAGGUGGGCUCUCCCUUUGAUUCCUGGCUACAGAAGAAGCUUUUUCAAGCGACCUGGACAAUGGGUAGAGUUGGCAUCAGCCUUUCUACUCGUUCACUAGCUCCCUGCAGUACUGCUAGAAUCAUCCAGGAUGUUGCCCUCCUGAGUCAAAUCACCGGCGAUCAAGACAUGGCCAGCACCCUUGCCUGUGACCUAGGAAAAUUCCAAGCUGACUCUCUGGGAAAGCUCACUUGCUUCACCUUUCCGACCCUUGUUAAUCCUACAGCCAAGCAACGAGGGAAUCUUGAGCAAGCUGGAAGACCGCUGCCUGGCUCUCCCUCUUCUGGCCAAAAUGAAAUCCGUAGCUCUUCUUCUCCUCACGCUGAGCGACAGCCUAACAAGGGUGCUUGGGAAAUUGUUGCCGAUUUCGGAGUCGUCACACGCGAUGAAGCUUACGAUUCAUUCACCUCUACAAUUCGACUUAAAAUGACCGAUGAGCAGAAGGAGACUGCGGCGAACAAAGUCAAAGAGGCAAACAAGAAGCGCAAGCAGCACAAGAAAAGUAUCUUUCUUGCUUACCAUUCUGUGCUUUUCUCUGAAUAA
Messenger RNA from Oikopleura dioica, 1134 nucleotides. The record is from the annotation of a GenBank genome assembly. NCBI's taxonomy places the organism in Eukaryota, Metazoa, Chordata, Appendicularia, Copelata, Oikopleuridae.